This is a messenger RNA of Canis lupus familiaris (dog), 2552 nucleotides long. It is a transcript of the gene CDX2, whose product is annotated as caudal type homeobox 2. The transcript has 3 exons. The record is from RefSeq and is a predicted model, not a curated record. Gene Ontology annotation, biological process: embryo development; animal organ morphogenesis; regulation of transcription by RNA polymerase II. Gene Ontology annotation, cellular component: nucleus. Lineage: Eukaryota; Metazoa; Chordata; Mammalia; Carnivora; Canidae. Gene Ontology annotation, molecular function: DNA-binding transcription factor activity, RNA polymerase II-specific; RNA polymerase II transcription regulatory region sequence-specific DNA binding. The coding region runs from base 142 to 966 and encodes 274 amino acids.
UCGCCGCGCCCCGUCGCCCCGUCGCCCCGUCGCCCCGUCGCCCCGUCGCCCCGUCGCCCCUUCCCCUCUGCGGCCUCCCGGCAGCCCCCAGCGUCGGCCCCCAGGCAGCAUGGUGAGGUUCGCUGGGGGGCCCUCGCCACCAUGUACGUGAGCUACCUCCUGGACAAGGACGUGAGCAUGUACCCCAGCUCCGUGCGCCACUCCGGCGGCCUCAACCUGGCCCCGCAGAACUUCGUCAGCCCCCCGCAGUACCCGGACUACGGCGGCUACCAUGUGGCGGCGGCGGCCGCGGCGGCCGCGAACCUGGACAGCGCGCAGUCCCCGGGGCCCUCCUGGCCCGCCGCCUACGGGGCCCCGCUGCGAGAGGACUGGAACGGCUACGCGCCGGGGGGCGCCGCGGCCGCAGCCAACGCCGUGGCGCACGGCCUCAACGGGGGCUCGCCGGCCUCGGCCAUGGGCUACAGCAGCCCCGCCGACUACCACCCGCACCACCACCCGCACCACCACCCGCACCACCCGGCCGCCGCGCCCUCCUGCGCCACCGGCUUGCUGCAGACACUGAACCCCGGCCCUCCGGGGCCCGCAGCCACGGCCGCCGCAGAGCAGCUGUCCCCCGGCGGCCAGCGGCGGAACCUGUGCGAGUGGAUGCGGAAGCCCGCGCAGCCGUCCCUCGGGAGCCAAGUGAAAACCAGGACGAAAGACAAAUACCGAGUGGUGUACACGGAUCACCAGCGGCUGGAGCUAGAGAAGGAGUUUCACUACAGUCGUUACAUCACCAUCCGGAGGAAAGCUGAGCUGGCCGCCACGUUGGGGCUCUCCGAGAGGUUAAAAUUUGGUUUCAGAACCGCAGAGCCAAGGAAAGGAAAAUCAACAAGAAGAAGUUGCAGCAGCAGCAGCAACAGCAGCCGCCCCCGCAAGCCCCACCACCUGCACCGCAGCCUCCCCAGCCCCAGCCAGGUCCUCUGAGAAGUGUCCCGGAGUCCCUGAGUCCCGUGUCUGCCCUGCAGGGCUCGGUGCCUGGCUCUGUCCCCGGGGUUCUGGGGCCAGCGGCGGGGGUGUUAAACCCUACUGUCACCCAAUGACCUACAGUGGCCUGCAGCAGCAGAGCGAUUCUGGGCUGAGCCAUGAGGAGCACAGACUCUGCUAGAAUCCUCAGGAGAGACCCCCCUUCCCUCCCCUCCACAAAUGUACACCAACUUACCUAGCUCUCAGAGAAAAACAUGGGGGCCAGGAGCAAGGACAAGUGGGGUUGGAGGCCUCAAGGAAGACAUUUUCCCAGAUUUUUACUUCUUCUGGCCGGACUUUCUGCCAGCGAGGAGAUGGGAUCUGACAACUGGGGCUUCAUUUAGUACUGGCAAAAGCAUCGCCUGGACUGGCUGAACAGACCAAGCCUUCGUACCCCUCCUCCCCAGCUCUUGGCCUUCCAAAUCUGCAGGAUGCAUCUCUGGUUGAAGCUAAGGGGAGAGAGGGACUCAGGGGGAACCCAGUGUUUGAAGCCAAGGUGGCUACUUGCCUACCGCCUGCCAUUCAAGGGUCAGCUGGUUCCUCCUGCCGCAAGGGCAGGCAAGAUUUAACUACAAAAGUCAGAGGCAGCUAAGAUAGAUACCUGGACCCACCAAAGACUGAAGAACCCCCAGGUCUUUGUCUUUCUUCUCUUCCUUUCCCAGACCAGGAAAGGCUUGGCUGGUGUAUGUGCGGUGUAUGGUGUGAGGGGCGUGGUUACUGGACUCCAGGCCUGACCAGAGGGCCCAGGACAGGGCCUUGUUUAGAAAGCCUGUCACCAGAGCUUCUCUGGGUUGAAUGUAUGUCAGUGCUAUAAAUGCCAGAGCCAACCUGGACUUCCUGUCAUUUUCACAAUCUUGGGGCUGAUGAAGAAGGGGAGUUUUUGUUGUUGUUGCUGCUGUUUGGGUUGUGUAACAUCCAGCCCAGCCUUUAAAAAGCCUUCUGGAUCCAUGGGGAGAGAAGUGAUAUGGUGAAGGGAAGUGGGGGUUAUUUGAGCACGGUUGAAUUUUUUUCUAAAAAGAAAAAAGGGGAUAAAUGAGCUUUCCAGAUUUCAGAUAUUUAUCCGAAAUUAUUAUUUUUUUUUUUUAAGAAAUGAAGUAUCUUGUCUACUUGCAAGCUAGUAUUAGAAAAAUCAGGGAGGGCAUGGAGAAGGUUAUCUGGACAACCUCAUUUUACCCCAGAGCGUCAGAGGCCUGAGGGAGCAGGUUCUGAGACCUUCCCUGCCCCCAAGCCUGAGCCCAACCUUGGAUUGUGGAAUGUGUGGUUCUCCUGGGGGUGCCUUUGGGCAAAAUGCACAUCUGCAGGGUCAGCUGCUUUACAGCUGCCCGGGGAAAUUAUGGGGGGUUGGAGUGAGAGUCCCCUCAUAGCAUCUCAUCCAAUCCACGCUGAGGCUGAUGCAGGCAUCCCCUUCCUCAACGAUUUCCUUCACCCUAGGGAUGCCCCACAAUCCAGCUAGUUAAACAUGAGCAUUAAGGAAAAAUGUUUUAUUUUCUGUUCUCCCAAGGCAACAUUUCCAUGAAUAUAGUCUUCAGUGAAUCACUGGGCAUUUC